This is a messenger RNA of Saprolegnia parasitica CBS 223.65, 1076 nucleotides long. RefSeq lists its product as hypothetical. The transcript has a single exon. Lineage: Eukaryota; Oomycota; Saprolegniomycetes; Saprolegniales; Saprolegniaceae. The record is from RefSeq and is a predicted model, not a curated record. Bases 4 to 987 code for a protein of 327 amino acids.
GCCAUGCGUCGUCGCUCUCUCCAUGUCCUGGGCAUGAUGAGCCUCGCAGCGUCGACGACCGCCUCGUGCUUCGAGAGUGGGCGCUGCUACCUCUACGAAGGCGUGCCCCUCGGUGUCGCCGCGUGCGACCUCGCGUCCGCGCAGUGCCCGCCCUGCGUGCAAGAGUACCUCGGGAACCUCUGGUGCAGCCGCGCAUAUCCCGCAGUGCAGUGCCUGCCAGGCUUCGAGUACUGCCCCGUGGUGCCAAAGCCGAACACGCCAUCGCCCCAGCCCCAGCCAACGUCGCCGUCGACGCCACCUCCGAUACCGCCAUCCUCGUCGCCGACGACGACAACGAGGGCUCCGACCCAAGGACCAACACCGUCGCCAGCGACACCCGCCCCAACACUGCCGCCAACGACACCACCGCCUGCAACUCGGUCACCGACGCCGACACCGACACCGACGCCGUCGCCGACUUUGGAACCAACGACCACACCGCCGCCGGCAACAACGACGCCCGCGCCGACACCGAAUGCAACGAGCCCAAAUGUGACGGAAACGGUCGAUGCGCAGGAUCCGUCGCUUGCAGGCACAGAGGAAGCACGGACGGAGCCGGUGACACGCCCACCAGCAGUCAUGACCGACAAGACGGAGAGUGCGUCGUCGCGCACCGAGUCGGCGUCGCUACCCGGCACCUCGGUGCACUCUACCUCCGGGAAAGGGUCGUCAUCGAUCUCAAUCACGGCCAUCGCAGCCGGUGUUGGCGCUUGCACGGUCUUCAUCUUUGUCGUGAUCGUGGUCCGAUUCCGUCGGCGGCAGGAUUGGGAGACCCGCAGUGUGCUCUCGCCGUCCAAGGUGCUCUUCAGCAUCCGAGGCACUCUGCCUGGGACGUUCAUGCGCGGCGAGACGCCCGUCCUCGACGCUCGGUCGUCGCCAUUUCACUCGGUCACGCCCGUGAUGGAGUCGUCGUCACGGCAGUUGCCGAUUCUACAGCACCAGUCAUGAGCUGCGAAAGGAUCAUGCCGUAUUUAACCCCACUUGUUUCCGUCGUCCUACUUCGUUCCAAGUACUCUAGACGCCACUCGUACACCCAC